Vicia villosa (hairy vetch) is the source of this 1494-nucleotide messenger RNA. RefSeq lists its product as uncharacterized. The record is from RefSeq and is a predicted model, not a curated record. Lineage: Eukaryota; Viridiplantae; Streptophyta; Magnoliopsida; Fabales; Fabaceae. The transcript has 4 exons. Bases 1 to 1494 code for a protein of 497 amino acids.
AUGGAUGAUCGUCUGGAAGACAUGAUGCGUGAUAUUGGACAAGAUUCGUUUAAGAGGGCACAUGUGUAUGAUAGUUUAUAUAAUGACAAGGAUACACCUUUGUACCCGGGAUGCACAAAUUUUACACGUUUAUCAGCCGUAUUAAAAUUGUUUUAUCUGAAGGCAAUUAACGGGGGGACUGACAAAAGUUUUACCGAAUUGCUUGAAUUGUUGACUAAAAUGCUUCCAGAAGGUAACGUAUUUCCAAGUCGUUAUUACGAGGUUAAGAAAAUAUUUUGUCCGAUGGGUUUGGAGUAUGAAAAGAUACAUGCAUGCCCUAAUGGUUGCAUAUUAUACAGAAAAGAGAAUGUAAACUAUAACCAUUGUCCGAAGUGCAAGGCUUCACGCUACAAAAAGAUACAUGGUGAAUCUAGUGAUGAUGAGGAGGUCAAAAAAGGUCCUCCCGUGAAAGUGCAUGCAAAAGAAAGAAAAUGUGAUGGACAAAUUCGCCAUGUAGCAGAUUCUCUGCAAUGGAAGAAAAUAGAUUCUUUGUUUCCAAAUUUUGGCAAAGAGUCGAGAAACCUUAGACUUGGACUUUCUACUGAUGGAAUGAAUCUGUUUGGUUUGGUGGGAGGAAGGGUGGAUGUUUUUGAUGCGCAGUCUAGUGAACAAUUCAAUAUGCAUGCCAUGUUGUUUUGCACCAUCAACGAUUUUCCAGCAUAUGGCAAUUUGUUUGGGUAUAAAGUUAAAGGGCAUAAAGCGUGUCCUAUAUGUGAAAAAGACACGUGUUUCCAUCAGCAAGAAAACGGAAAUAAGAUUUUUUAUCUCGGGCAUCGUAAAUUUCUAAAUCGUUAUCAUCCAUAUCGUAGAUUACAGAAAGCUUUCAAUAGGGAACAAGAGCAUGAUGUUGCUUCAAAGACCUUAAUUGGAGAGGAAGUUUAUCAACGACAACAGGACAUUACUGCUAUCUUUGGAAAGUACCAAAAGCGACCUAUUGUAAAAAAUAUAUGGAAAAAGAGGUCGGUUUUCUUCGAUCUUCCAUAUUGGUCUAGUCUUGAGGUAACAAGACGUAUUUGCCUCCUGCCUGCUACACUUUGUCUAAAAAAAGAGAAAACAAGUUUUUGUGAGUGUUUAGAAAGUAUCAUAGUGCCGCAUGGUCACUCAUCAAAUGUCAAGAGGCUUGUUUCGGCUAUAGAUCUCAAAUUAGUUGGCUUAAAAUCUCAUGACUGUCAUGUCUUAAUGCAAAAAUUACUACAAGUGGCUAUUUGUGGGAUACUGCCUAACAAUGUUAGGAAGACUAUAACUAGGUUGUGCUUGUUUUUCAAUGCAAUUUGUUGCAAAGCCAUUGAUCCAUUAGAGUUAGACGAUUUGGAAAAUGAGGCUGCAGUUAUCUUAUGCCAAUUAGAGAUCUUUUUUCCUCCUUCAUUUUUUGACAUUAUGAUUCACUUGAUUGUUCAUCUAGUAAGGGAUAUUAGUUAUAUGGUCCAAUUUUUUUACGGUGGAUGUAUCAAAUAG